This is a messenger RNA of Acanthosepion pharaonis, 1332 nucleotides long. NCBI's taxonomy places the organism in Eukaryota, Metazoa, Mollusca, Cephalopoda, Sepiida, Sepiidae. The record is from the annotation of a GenBank genome assembly.
AUGGUUGCGGCCUUCUUUGUCCAAUUUAUCGUUUGUGGGAUUACAUACAGCAUGGGUAUUUUCCAUGUGGUCUUCCGGAACAUUUUUGCAGGAAGUCAGUUUGACACAUCUUGGGUCGCUGCACUUCUUUUCCAUGUAACUGCUAUCUCAAGUGUCCUUUUCCGAUUUGUGACAUCCAAAUUUGGAUGUCGGAUUAGUGUAAUAUUGGGUGGUAUAUUGUCAACUGCUGGUCUUGCACUGGGAGUUUGUGUCACAGAACUUUAUGAAGUCUACCUUUGUAUGGGUGUACUCACAGGUAUUGGUUUUGGAAUUGCGUGCUCUCCAUCAAUUGUGGCUAUUGAGCAGUAUUUCCAUAAAUGCCGCUACCAGGCACUCAGCACUGUUUUAGCCGGAAUCGGGUGUGGGAUUAUAGUUUUCCCAAUAAUUGUCCGCUACUUGUUGGAAGAAUAUGCUUGGCGUGGUACCCUUUUGCUGCUGUCAGCAUCAACACUCAACCUCUGUGUCUGUGGGGCAGUAAUGAAACCACUCAAAUGUGAAAAAGAAGUGCGUCUACUGCCCUUGCUCUCCUGCCUGCCACUGCGCAAUCCACUCUUUUAUGCCAUGUGCAUCGCGAACCUGUUCUGGAGUUUUGGCUCUACCAUUAUUUAUCUCUUCCUCCCUUCCUAUGCCAUCAGCAUGGGCACAGACUUUAGCACCGCUACAUUCCUCGUGUCUUGUAUAGGCAUGGCAAGCUUUACCAGUCGCGUUAUCUUUGCAUUCAUGGGGCACAACUCCACUUUGGAUGAUGUGACAGCUAUCUUGUGUUCACUUGGCCUUGGUGGCUUCUGGACAACAUUCAUGUCCCAAGUGACUCGUGAGUUGCUGGGACCACAUUAUAUUGCUAUUGGCAAUGGUUACUUGUCUUUCAUGAUUGCUCUUGGAUGUCUUGGAGGUCCAUGUGCUGCAUUGCUCAUUCAAGCAGAAGAUGAAUAUAAAUACGCCUUUUAUCUCGCUGGUGCCUGCCUUCUGACGAGUUCCACCAUCAUGGUUCUCUUCAAGUAUAGACAGUGUGGGGUUCCAGUUUCUCUACCUAGCAGUGAAGUGAAGGAACCCCUGAUGAAUGCACAAAACGGUGCAGCAAAGUACGCAGAUUCAACUACUACCUAUCGGUACUAUGAUGAGGAGCAUAUGGUAAUGCAAACACCAGGGGUGUACAGUUUACCAGCAUCAACAGACGCCAGACUCGAAUUGAGAGGCAGUCGUGACAAGUGUUUGACCCAUAUCACCACUACGGGAAUUUAUUGUACAAGAAAGCCUUCCCCUAUUACGGACCAAACCAGAGUUUGUGUAUAA